Messenger RNA from Synchytrium microbalum, 1713 nucleotides. RefSeq lists its product as uncharacterized. Lineage: Eukaryota; Fungi; Chytridiomycota; Chytridiomycetes; Synchytriales; Synchytriaceae. The coding region runs from base 1 to 1713 and encodes 570 amino acids. The record is from RefSeq and is a predicted model, not a curated record. The transcript is spliced from 7 exons. Gene Ontology annotation, molecular function: oxidoreductase activity.
AUGGCAAGUCUAGCGGUUGCAAGCGGACGAGGACGCAUUCAUCCUGCCAGGAAAAUACUACGGCUAUCGCUAAAUCAUCAAGCUCAGAGACCUUCAAGCUCAUCCGUCGAAACUUUUGACUCACUAAUUAUUGGUAGUGGGCACAAUGGCUUAACUUGUGCUGCUUAUCUCGCAAAAGCCGGCAAGAAAGUGCUCGUCCUCGAGCGUCGACAUUUAAUCGGUGGUGCAGCAGUAACCGAAGAGGUUUACCCCGGCCACAAAGUAUCUCGCGCAUCAUACCUCCUAUCACUUCUUCGCCCACAAAUCAUCAAGGAGCUAGACCUUAAGCGCCAUGGUCUCAAAUACUUCUUACGUCAGACCAGCUCGUUCACGCCUAUAUCUGGAACCAAGGACUAUCUGCUACUGGGGAUGGACGCUUCUAAAAACCGACAAGAGAUAUCGAAAUUCUCAACUAAGGAUGCAGAAGCCUAUGAAGUGUACGAGAAAUGGUUGGGAUCGCUAAUUAAGGGAUUGGUGCCAUUGCUGGAUUUACCACCGAUGGAUAUGAGAUCCACGCUCAAGAUGUGGAGUUUGGCGAUGCCGUUGAUGAAGGCGUUUAGCCCGUUGGGAUUGGCUGGGAUGCCGGAGACGUGGGAGUUGCUCACUGCUCCGGCUUCAAAGAUACUGAAGCGAUUCUUUGAAUCAGAGCCUCUGCUAAGCACGUUGGCUACCGAUGCCGUUAUCGGAGCUGUCGUUUCACCUGAUACUCCUGGAAGUGGGUAUGUGUUGCUGCAUCAUGUUAUGGGGGAGCUAGAUGGUGUUUCUGGCGCUUGGGCUGUAGUUGAAGGAGGAAUGGGAGCGGUGUCGAAUGCGAUCGCAUCAUCUGCAACUUCUUACGGGGCUGAAAUCCGGACCAACGCGCCAGUGAAACGAAUCCUGUUAGAAGCAGGGAAAACUAUAGGCGUCGAGCUAGAAUCAGGCCAGCAAAUUCGGGCCAAAUCUGUAUUAUCGAACGCAACGCCCAAAGUCACGUUUAUGGAUUUGCUACCUGCCGAUGCGUUGUCUGAACGGGACAGGGAGGCUAUGAAAAGUAUAUCUUAUGAAUCAGCAACAACCAAAAUCAACCUCGCACUCUCCGAACUCCCCAACUUUUCAGCUAUACCAAACCAAUCGCCAAACCACAUACAGCCGCAUCAUUGCACCACUAUCCACAUGGGCUGCGAAUCCCUGAAAUCGCUAAACGAAGCAUACGUAGCUGCACUAUCCAGCAAACCAUCACCACGCCCCAUGAUUGAAAUGACCAUCCCAUCAACCGUAGACACCACACUCGUACCCCCUGGAUCAGGACAUCAUGUAGCGACGCUAUUCAUCCAGUAUACGCCAUACGAGUAUUUCAAUACGGCAGACGCUGACACACGGAAGACGGCAUUCUUGAAGACUGUGAUCAACGUUAUUGAGGAGUAUGUGCCGAGUUUUGGAAGGACUGUGUUAGCAGCUGAUAUUCUUACACCGCCGGACUUGGAAAGGGUGUUUGGAUUGACUGGAGGUAAUAUCUUUCAUGGUGCCAUGUCGCUGGAUCAGCUUUUGGUUAGUAGGCCGACGGCAUACGGGCCUGGAGGGUCUAGAACUGCUGUUAAGGGGCUGUAUCUAUGUGGAGCUGGGACACAUCCAGGCGGUGGUGUCAUGGGAUCUCCAGGUAGACUAGCUGCUUUAGCAUGCAUCGCUGAUCAUUAA